Molecule: messenger RNA, 1500 nt
Organism: Oryza brachyantha (malo sina)
Lineage: Eukaryota; Viridiplantae; Streptophyta; Magnoliopsida; Poales; Poaceae
Product: mitogen-activated protein kinase kinase kinase 18-like
Exons: 1
Coding region: 1-1500 (499 amino acids)
Biological process (GO): protein phosphorylation
Molecular function (GO): protein kinase activity; ATP binding
Source: RefSeq, a predicted model, not a curated record
AUGGCCGCGGCGAUCAUCGGCGGCGGCGGCGGCUGGAGGCGCCUCCGCGGCAUCGGCAAGGGCGCGUCUGGCGCCUUGAUAUCGCUCGCGGUGGACGACGCCUCCGGGGAGCUGUUCGUGGUUAAGUCGGCUGCUGGGGAGGACGCCGCCGCGAGGCAGCAGCUCCGGCGCGAGUGGAGCGUCAUGGCCGGGCUGUCGUCGCAGCACGUGCUCAAGUGCCUCGGGUUCACGUCCGGCGGCGAGCACCGGCUGUUCCUCGAGUUCGCGCCCGGCGGGUCGCUCUCCGACGUGGUUGCGAGGAAUGGGGGUUGCCUCGACGAGGGCGCCGUCAGGGCGUACUUGGCGGACGUGCUGAGGGGGCUCGAUUACCUCCAUGGGAAGCUCGUCGUGCAUGGCGACGUGAAGGGGAGUAACGUGGUUGUCGGCGCCAAUGGCCGGGCCAAGCUCGCCGACUUCGGGUGUGCGAGCGUGGUAAUCCCCGGCGGUUCCAAGCAGCCGGUGAUCGGUGGCACGCCGGCGUUCAUGGCGCCCGAGGUGGCCCGCGGCGAGGAGCAAGGGCCGGCCGCCGACGUGUGGGCUCUGGGCUGCACCGUCGUCGAGAUGUUCACCGGCCGCGCCCCGUGGAGCGACAUGGACAACGUCCUCGCCGCGCUCCGAAAGAUCGGGUACACGGACGCCGUGCCAGAGGUACCACAGUGGCUGUCGCCGGUGGCGAAGGACUUCUUGCACCGGUGCCUGCAACGGCGCGCCGGCGAUCGCCCCACGGCGGCGCAGUUGCUGCAACACCCCUUCGUCUCAUCAUCGUGUGGACCACCCAACAAAGAAGUCGUCAAGGGGACAUGGGUGUCUCCGACGAGCGCGCUCGACGCAGCACUGUGGGAGUCCGUGUCGUCGUCAUCCACCGACGACGACGAGGAAGACGACACGUCGAGCAGCCCCACCAGCCGGAUCGGAGCACUGGCCUGCUCCGGCCAGACAUUGCCGGACUGGGACACCGAACACAACGGCUGGAUCGAAGUCCGCAGCACAGCAGCAGCAGAUAUCGAAUCUCCAGAGUGUCCAGCCAAGAGGGUGAUCGGAUCACUGGCGUGCUCGCCGUCGGCGGUGCCGAACUGGGACUCCGACGACGAUGGCUGGAUCGAAGUCCUCAGCAACAUCUCCAUUAACGUAGCAAAUAAAACAACAGCAGCAGCAACAGAUAACGAAUCUUCAGAGUGUCCGGCCAAGAGGGUGUCAUCAAUGGCAUGCUCACCGUCGUCGGUGCCGGACUGGGACUCCGAUCAAGGAUGGAUCGAUGUCCUCAGCGCAAAAGCUGUGGGUAGCAUUAUUAACAUUGUAGGAGUAGGUAGUGAGCAAUCUGUAGUUGCUGAGAACCAGGAUGAUAAGUUCACCUCCUUGAGUUCUUGCAGCCAGAGAGUUUUGCUUGUAGCUGUUCGUGCUACUGAUAGUGCGGCCUCUCGAGUGGCCGGAAUAAAAAAAUGUUCCAGAUUUUCGUACUAG